GAUGCCUCUGACGAUGUAUCACGCUGCACCUCUUGUGACUUGUUCGUAUUUCGUCGGCCAACCAAGAAUAAAACAGUGUUCUAAUUCUACUCAGAAGUUGUCCGGAGUGAAGAUGGUGUGGGUUCUACUUUUAGUGGCCUUCCUGACCACCGGGGCGGUCCAGUGUCAGAGAUCCUCGCUGCAAGAUAGGAAAAGACUGGACCCAGAGGUCAACAUGAACAUUAGUGAGAUCAUCAGGCAUUGGGGCUACCCGGCAGAGGAGUACGACGUCGUCACAGAGGACGGCUACAUCCUGAGUGUCAACAGGAUUCCACACGGUCUAAAGAAAGGUGAAGAUCCCAAGCCUGCAGUGUUCCUCCAGCACGGUCUCCUGGCAGCGGGGAGUAACUGGGUGACCAACCUGCCCAACACCAGCCUGGCUUACCUGCUAGCCGACGCUGGCUACGACGUCUGGAUCGGCAACAGCAGGGGAAACACCUGGUCCAGGAGACACCUCACACUCAGCCCUGACCACAAUGAGUUCUGGCAGUUCAGUUAUGAUGAGAUGGCAAAGAAGGACCUGCCAGCAGUGGUCAACCACAUUCUGAAGACCACAGGCCAGGAGCAGAUCUACUAUAUAGGCCACUCUCAGGGAACCACUAUUGCUUUUGUUGCAUUCUCUUCCAUGCCUGAGCUGGCAAGCAAAAUCAAGAUGUUCUUCGGCCUGGCUCCGGUGGCAACUGUGGCUUUCACUGCCAGCCCCAUGAGCAAGCUCUCCAUCUUCCCCGAUUUCCUCAUUUGGGAUGUGUUUGGGAAGAAGGACUUCAUGCCUCAGAGUGCUCUUAUCAAGUGGUUCGCCACCAACUUCUGCAGUAAUGAACCUCUUAGUGAGCUAUGUGGAAACCUCUUCUUCGUCCUCUGUGGCUUCGAUGAGCUGAACCUCAACAUGACUCGCACACCUGUGUACACCUCCCACUGCCCAGCAGGGACCUCAGUGCAGAACAUGAUUCACUGGUCUCAGGCAGUGCAUGGUGGAAAGCUGAUGGCUUAUGACUACGGGAGAGCAGGGAACAUGGCUCACUAUAACCAGUCGACCCCCCCGCUGUACAACAUCCAGGACAUGAAGGUGCCUACAGCCCUGUGGUCCGGAGGUCACGACACCUUGGCUGACCCUAAGGACAUUGCCGUGCUGCUCACUCAGGUCCCCAACCUGGUGUACCACCGCCACAUUGAGCACUGGGAACACCUGGACUUCAUCUGGGGUCUGGAUGCCCCCCAGGAGAUGUACAGUGAGAUAAUCAAACUGAUGGGCCAGCAGGACUUGGUGUGAACAGUGGAUAGACAGGGAGAAAUAUGGCUAGUUUUAGCCUCAGCUCUCAGCACACUAGCUGAAGAGAUUAAUACUGUAUCUGAAACAUAUUGGGAGACAUAUCGCAGUGCCUGGGUGCGAGUGUGUGUACAAAUGUUUGUGCACUUUGUGUUUGUGACUAUAAGCAUGUGUAGGAGUGAGUUCGCAUGUGUGUUUGAGUAAGCCAUGCACUCAAGGAGUACUAAUCAUUUACCUCUAAAUUGGGAUAGUGAGGAAAACAAGCUGUGAGUUUAAGAUUCAGUGUUGUGAGGAAUCAUCUAUUUUGUGUUUUUAUUGCCACCGUCCUCUUCCAGAACUCUCAAAUGGAUUUUAGAUGUGUAUUUUAAGAAUGCCCCAGGGGCCUCAUGUAACAAUCUUGCGUACGCACGAAAACACGGCGUACGCCAGCUUUCACGUUCACGGUCAGAUGUACUAACAGUGAAAUUAACGUAAGAAUGUGCGUUCUUCCACGUAAACUUCAGGCCUGGCGUACGUACAUUUUUGUGAUGUUUGUCCGUUGGCGACUCAUAGAGGCAAUAAAGUGAAGUGGCAAACAUUACACUACGAACUGUUCUAUCGCACCUGCCAGAUAUUGCUUAUAAUUUGUAAUUGAUAAAUGAUUUGCCAUAU
Coregonus clupeaformis (lake whitefish) is the source of this 1957-nucleotide messenger RNA. Its product is annotated as lysosomal acid lipase/cholesteryl ester hydrolase. The coding region runs from base 2 to 1309 and encodes 435 amino acids. NCBI's taxonomy places the organism in Eukaryota, Metazoa, Chordata, Actinopteri, Salmoniformes, Salmonidae. Gene Ontology annotation, molecular function: hydrolase activity, acting on ester bonds. The transcript is spliced from 10 exons. The record is from RefSeq and is a predicted model, not a curated record.